CCUUACCAGGCUCUUGAUUGAACAAGCUAGGUAAAUUGGGAUGUUUACGGACCGAAGAACAGAGAGCAUGAUGGCUAUCUCUAAGACAUGAUUCGACGGCCGCUAGUGCGAAGACUGAUCGCCUUUGGCCUGAAUAAGAAGGUCUUGGCCCGGGGAGUUGCAAUGUAACGCUGAUCAGUGGAGAAGAGCGCGCAUGAUAACGAGCGCGUCUUCCCCCUGACCUAAGCGCCGGACGGCGAUGAAAAGCUUAAAAAGGAGGCAAUGGCCGCCUAGCAUUGACCGGAAAUGGAGGCAUCAUAGGUCACGACAAUAUGUUAUCUACUCGCAUGUUCAUUGCCGGAUCCUUGACUGUGCUGUGCCUAGCUCAGCCAGUCUUCGGCGGUACUCUCAAGCAAUGUACCGGUACCCUGGAGUUAUCGUGCCAUAACGACACCAAAGUCGCCGAUACCUGUUGCUUCAACUAUCCAGGAGGAUCGCUAUUGCAGACUCAAUUCUGGGAUACGGACCCUGCAGUUGGACCUGACGAUUCCUGGACUAUUCACGGUCUCUGGCCCGACCACUGCGAUGGCACAUACGACGCCACAUGCGACAGCAAGCGUGCCUAUACAAACAUAUCGGAUAUCUUAACGUCAGCUGGUAAUAGCGAUCUCCUUAGUUACAUGGAGACGUACUGGCUGCCGAACGAUGGCACAGGGGAGACAUUCUGGGAACACGAGUGGGGAAAACACGGCACGUGUGUCUCGACACUUGACCCGAGCUGCUUCACCGACUACAAAGCUACCGAAGAAGUCCCUUACUACUUCAAUACGACGGUUAGCCUAUUCAAGUCCCUACCGACGUAUCAGUGGCUCGCAGAUGCCGGUAUCACGCCGAGCUCAAGCACGACCUACAAGCUCUCUGAUAUCCAGGCCGCGCUAUCCAAAAACCAUAAUGGCGAAACCGUCUACAUUGGUUGUAGCGGGAGCGCCAUCGAACAAGUUUAUUACUACUUUAACGUGAAGGGCUCAGUUGCCAAUGGCGAGUUCGUACCGGCGAGUCCGGACAACGACGACGAUGGCGGCUGUCCCAGCACGGGCGUCAAGUAUCUCCCCAAGAGCGGGGGCAACGGGGGUGGUGGAUCAACAACUACGACUACUUCCAAGCCAACGAGCACAACAUCGGGUGGAUCUUCGCCAACGCCAACUGGGUCAUUCUCAGGGAAGGGUUAUCUAAACGCAGUAGUCGACGGCUCUGUAAAAGGCUGUAUUAUCGGGAGUGGCACCUGGUACACGACAGGAACCUGUGCGACAUUCACGGCGGCUUCGUCCGGAAGCGGAUUUACGCUCAAGUCCAGCAAGGGCUACUGCUCCGCGUCAGGUGGCUCGCUGACUUGCGCCUCUGGCAUCAGCAGCGCUGACGCUGACGUCUUCGCUGCAGACGGAACGAAUCUGGCGAAUUCCGGCGGCGAUGACUGGUAUGCCGAUUCGGUUCCCAGCGGCUCUACCCAGGGUACUGUGUAUUCUGAGAAGGGGUCGCAUACGACGACGUUGCAGAUACAAUGGCAAAGCGUCUGAUAAGUAC
Messenger RNA from Daldinia vernicosa, 1560 nucleotides. RefSeq names its product ribonuclease M. Gene Ontology annotation, cellular component: extracellular region. The record is from RefSeq and is a predicted model, not a curated record. Gene Ontology annotation, molecular function: RNA binding; ribonuclease T2 activity. Gene Ontology annotation, biological process: RNA catabolic process. NCBI's taxonomy places the organism in Eukaryota, Fungi, Ascomycota, Sordariomycetes, Xylariales, Hypoxylaceae. The coding region runs from base 312 to 1553 and encodes 413 amino acids. The transcript has a single exon.